Molecule: messenger RNA, 2364 nt
Organism: Ustilago hordei
Lineage: Eukaryota; Fungi; Basidiomycota; Ustilaginomycetes; Ustilaginales; Ustilaginaceae
Exons: 5
Coding region: 1-2364 (787 amino acids)
Biological process (GO): DNA integration
Molecular function (GO): nucleic acid binding
Source: RefSeq, a predicted model, not a curated record
AUGAGGAGACCAACCCUUCAUGGUAACGAGUUUGUCUCAGCAGAGCGCAUACUACGAGAAGCUCUAGAAGAUGGACCCAUAGGGUUCAUGCUGUUGGAGGAGCCACCAUCAUCACUCCCAGCCUUUGGUUUUGUACCUACAGGCGCAGACAAAGGAGUCGAGAUGGAGGUGGAGGUAGACAAGGUGGUGACGGCUGCAGACAUACCAAAGCCAUACCAACACCUGCGAGAUGUGUUUGAUGAGGUGGAAGCAGACAAGCUGCCCCAUCAUACUGAGCAUGAUCUCCACCUCGAGUUGAUAGAAGGAGGUAAGCCACCUCAAGGGCCCCUAUACCUUAAGGGACCCAAGGAGAUGUCCGAGUUGAGGAGAUACUUGGAUGAGAACCUCGAGAAGGGGUUCAUAAGACCAUCGAAGAGCCCGGCACGAUCACCAGUGCUCUUCAUACCAAAGAAGGAUGGAGGUCUCAGACUCUGUGUGGACUACAGAGGUCUCAACGAGAUCACUGUCAAGAACAGGGCACCAUUGCCCCUCAUCGAGGAGCAGCUGUUCUUACUCAGGAAGGCAAGGAUCUAUACCAAGCUAGACCUUAGAGCAGCAUACAACCUCAUCCGGAUUGCUAAAGGAGAUGAAUGGAAGACAGCUUUUGGCACUCAGUUGGGACUCUAUGAGUACCUAGUGAUGCCCUUUGGCCUAGCCAAUGCUCCGGCUCACUUCCAGUCAUUCAUCAAUGACAUCUUCCGAGACAUCAUUGGGAUAUAUGUGGUAGUAUACCUAGAUGACUUCCUGAUCUUCAGUGACACUGAAGAAGCACAUGUGAAGCAUGUCACUGAGGUCCUCACUCGCUUAAGGAGCAACAGGCUCUUUGCUAAGCUGUCGAAGUGUGAGUUCCACACCAAGACAGUCGAGUUCCUGGGGUACAUCAUCAAGCUGACGGGCAUAGAGAUGGACCCAGAAAAGGUGCGCACUGUCAAGGAGUGGCCAAUGCCAGAGUCAAUCCAUGACAUCCAGAGGUUCCUGGGUUUUGCCAACUUCUAUCGAAGGUUCAUAGCCCACUUUGCUCGCAUAGCCAAGCCCUUGACAGCACUGGUAAAGCCUAUAGAACAGUUCAAGAAGUUCGAGCUACCAGAGGAGGCCCAACAGGCCUUCCACAAGCUCAUCCAGGCCUUCACAUCAGCAGGAGUGCUUCAGCACUUCGACUACCACCUUCCAACAAGGAAGAUGUCUUCUGCCGAGAAGAACUAUGAGAUCCAUGACAAGGAGCUCCUAGCUGUGGUCACCUGCCUCACUCAGUGGCAACACAUGCUAGCUGGACUACCGAGCCAACUGGUCAUCCUCACUGACCAUGAAGCCCUCAAGUACUUCAAGUCACAGAGACGCAUCACAGGUCGACAGGCUCGAUGGGCAAUACUACUAGCAGACUUCGACUUCAUAUUGCAGUAUCAACCAGGAGACAAAGGUGGUGAACCCAAUGCUCUCACCAGAAGGACAGACAUGCAACCAGCUGGUGAAGAGCAGGAUCACAAUGUGAGGCAACUACUGCCUCCUCGAGUGUUCAAGGAGACAGCAGACCAUGACUUGACCCUAGUGGCCCCUAUGCUCUCGAUGGAGUCCAUAGCAUCAAAAGGUCUCAGAGACCUGGUCAAGAUCUUCCAGCCCUUAGACCAAGAGCUACAGGAGAUACAUAGGAAGAAGCCCUUCGAACUCAAGGAUGACCUAUGGUACAGUGGAGGAAGGCCCUGGGGCUCCAUAUCCCUCGACUUCAUCGAAGGACUACCACCAUCGAAGAAGUAUGACUCCAAGACCUAUGACUCUAUCUUAGUCAUUGUCGACAGGUUGACCAAGUUUGCCAUACUAGCUCCAACCCAUAAGACAGUCAUGGCCAAACAGACUGCAGUGUUGCUAUAUGGACACAUGUUCAUAUCAGGAGCAUGGAAGGCAUUUGCAGAGCAAAUGGGUGUGAAGCACUCACUUAGCACAGCCUACCAUCCUCAAACUGAUGGUCAGACAGAGAGGGUCAAUCAGGUCAUUGAGCAGUACAUAAGGAUGUACUGCAACUAUGAGCAGGAUAAUUGGGCUGACCUGCUGGACACUGCAGCAUUUGUAUACAACAACAUGGUCCACAACAGCAUUGGUGUCUCACCAUUCUUUGCAUGCUAUGGAUGGAACCCCAAAGCUCAUCCUGACAUCCCUCAACAACUAGGAGUCAAUGAUCCAGGUCACUUCAAGUACCUCAUGGAUGGAAAGGAGCAUUGCAAGUACCUCCAGGAGCAGAUCAGAGAGGCACAAUGUAGAUCAGUAGACCAGUAUAACAGGAAGCACAAGGACAUUGAGUUUAAGGACCCUACCCAGUUCAGGAACAAGUAG